CUUCGACAUUGACAAUUCAAAAAAAUUUGAUUUAUGACAAAUUUAUUGAAAAUUAUUUUUUGGAGAUAUAAAUAUUUUUUUUGUAGAUGUUUAUUAUAUAUUAUAUCUAAACACAACAAAAUACAACAUGGCUGUUAUUCCCGUCCGUGUCACCUUAUGGAUCAUGCUGUUUACAUGUUGUUGGGUGACGUACAUGCUUCGAGUAGGCAUGAGUAUCACUAUAAUUGGCAUGGUCCCGCCGGUGAGCCGUAACGCUUCUGCAGGAGGGUCUCCAUGUGGAAGUCAAAGCUCCAUGAAGCAUGUGAGCGGCGAUGUAGUUCACUACCCUGGCGAGGCUGACGGUCACCCAUUGGAAGAAGAAGAAAAAAAGUAUGGAAAAGUGUACGACUGGUCUGUGGCUCAACAGGGGCUAAUCUUAGGGACAUAUUUCUGGACUUACCCAAUAUCCUCACUGAUUGGUGGAAUGGCCGCCGAGCGUUAUGGGCCGCGUCUUCUGGUCUUCGUUGUCACGUUGAUCAGUGCCUUCGUGACGGCAUUGUCUCCAAUGGCUGCCGACCUAGGCUACUACACACUAGUUAUUAUUAGACUCAUCUUAGGAUUGGCUGCGGGUUUCAUAUAUCCGUGCCUACACUGUCUGGUCGCUCGAUGGGUACCACAAGCAGAAAAAGGGAAAUUUAUUGCUGCUUUGAUGGGAGGUACUCUUGGUACAGUCGUUACUUGGAGCCUGACGGGUCUCAUAAUGGAAAAUCAUGGGUGGUCGGCAGCUUUCUACGUACCUGCUGCCAUAGCAGCUGCGUGGUGUUUCAUCUGGUGGUAUCUCGUAGCUGAUUCUCCUAAUGAACAUAAAAUGAUAUCCGAAAAGGAAAAGACUUAUAUAUUAACAGCUUUAGGAGACAGAGUCCAGACCAAAUCCAAGUCAAUGCCACCUUUUAAGAAAAUUGCUACAUCACUGCCGUUCUUAGCUAUGACUGUUCUUCACUAUGGAAAUCUUUGGGGCUUGUACUUCAUACUGACAGCCGGACCUAUGUUCGUUAAAAAUGUAUUGGGAUUUCAAUUAUCAGCUGCUGGAGCGCUUUCUGCUCUUCCAUACUUGGCAAGGUUGUUCUUUGCACCGAUAUUUGGAUCGAUCGGAGACUACUUACUGGGGAAACAAAUAUGGUCUACGACCAAGAUAAGAAAGUUCUUCUGCAUCUUCUCACACAUAAUCCCUGGACUAUUGUUAGGGUGCCUGGUUUCUGCUGGAUGCAAUUGGCCUGUAUCUAUAAGCCUGAUUACAUUUUCCAUGGGGAUGAACGGAGCAGCAACGUUGACCAACCUACAAAAUCAUCAAGAUCUGGCACCGAACUAUGCAGGCACUUUAUAUGGAGUUGCUAAUGCUAUCGGUAGUACGGCUGGCUUUUUCACACCUAUGAUUACGGCAUACUUUACAAAGACUGGGAACACUUUUGAUAAUUGGGGUCCAGUUUUCUACGUGGGUGCAGGAGCUUACAUCGGUGCAGCACUGUUUUUCAUUAUUUUCGGAACUGGCAACAUUCAAAAGUGGAAUUAUCGCCAAGAGCCCGAACCCGCUGGUGUACUCUCUUGGAGGCCCUGGGGCAAAACAGAAACACCACCUGCUAGUGGAAAAAGUUCGAAAAAGUAAUUAUUUUGUUACAAUUAACAUAGGUGAUAAACAAGGUUCUGGAUUUGUUUUUACUUUUUUUACAAUAAAAUAAAAAUAAUAAUUAAUUUAAAGAGUUCAAAAAAUCGAAAAACUGCAUAACAUAUUAAUGUCAGUGUUUUAAAUUUUAGAAAGGCAGAGCGUACUUAUAAUAACAUUUGAAAAAUAACCUCUUGUAAAUGUGUCGUCUAACGUUUAAUAUAAUCAAGUAUUAUCUCCUAAAUCAUAUUCUAUCCCUGCACGGAGAGAUCCUUCUGUUUUUAUCGGCGAUAACUGGGAGCAUAAGAAGCAUUUAGGAAGCGCUUCUUAUCGCGAGAUCGCAAAAUGGAAUCAUUUCACGGUUAGAUGAAGCAGUCAGUACGGUACAGUCUGGUAUGGGCUACCGUAGCUCAGGGUUCAUCGCUAAAAAAAAAGGUUUUCGUCUGUUGUUUAGAUUAACUAUUACAAUUCCCACUACAAAACUAAUAAUUACAUCGAAGAUACAACGCACUUUAAUUAAGAGUUGCAUCGCUUCUAGGUAAGUACAAAUACUACUCACAAAAAAUUAAGGAUGUGUUUUCAUGGCUUUUAUUUCCUUCAGUGAUUAUCAACAGGCAGGAUAUCUAAGGAAAACUAUCUUACAGAAAAAUAUGUGUUAUGCUUUAAGUGUCCUGUAGUUUUCAGAGCUGGCCAUGAUUUAUUUAAUGCAUUUAAUUCGCUCUUUCUCUCUCCUACCAAAUAAAAAACUGUUUUGCUCAUCUAAAGAAAGGUGCAUGGGCCUUCGAGCAAAAGGAAAGAAAAGCUGUCUAGCUAAAUAAUAAAACUUUUUUUUUGGCCACGGAUGCACCUACCUUUUUAAACGGGCAUAAUUCUGUUUUUUUUUUUUUUUAUUUCGUUAGUUUUUUUUAGUUACUAACCUUUAAGAUAUUCAUCGAGAGAUCUGAGAACUAGACACUCGAUGAAAAAUUUGCUGUUUUUCUUUUGGAUGCCGCUUGUUGAGAAGCACCAAAAAAGCUGUGAAAAAAUCUCCUUAAAUUUUAAUUUGUGAGUAAGUAACGCAUUCGAGUUUAGGCGGAAAUGUUCCUCCUAAACUCGAAUGCGUUAUAUCGUUGCGUUAUCUUAGUAUAAAGGUUGCUAAUCGAAAACAUGGACAGUUAAUAUAAUAUAAUUUUUAUUUAUACAUUAUUGCGUGCCUUUAAAAAAAUGGAGCCUCUAUCUACUCUCCAUAGGAGUUCAAGUUGAAAUGGCUCGUAAACUUGUAAGGCGAUAAGUCUAUAUUUGGACCAGUUAAGGUUCAAGGUGCAGCUCGCAGGCCGAUAUACGAACUAGCUGCUGCUUCUUAUUACUAUGAUCUUUUCGCACAAAGCCGCAGAACCUGAUGAAGGUAUCUCGCGAAAUAACCGUGAAACCUGCGUCUGCUACGGAGACGACUCUUGCCGAACCUCUCCAAUUGCCUACACCGCUUAAGUCGAUCUCUUCAUGUUGCAAAAUGCUAUAAAAACCUGCAAGAAUAAAUAUAUUUAUUGUUGCUAUUAAAAUUGGUAAUAGGUAAUUUUGAUGAAUUCAUUCAGGUUUAAUUUUAACUAUACUCAAAUCGGAUUUGUAGUUAAAAGCCGAAUGCUUUAAACCCCGUAUUUUUAAGUGCCUUUGUAUUUUCUUUAGUACAUGUAGUCCACGUGAACUUAGGAAUUAUAAACUAGUGUGUGUUUAUAAAUUGUGUAAUAGUGAGCUUGUUUAGUUACCUACUUGGUGAAAUUAUGAUUUGUUCUGUUUUAAUGUGAAUAUAAUAAAAAGUUCCUAGAAUA
Molecule: messenger RNA, 3444 nt
Organism: Helicoverpa armigera (cotton bollworm)
Lineage: Eukaryota; Metazoa; Arthropoda; Insecta; Lepidoptera; Noctuidae
Product: sialin
Exons: 7
Coding region: 128-1642 (504 amino acids)
Biological process (GO): monoatomic anion transport; transmembrane transport
Cellular component (GO): membrane
Molecular function (GO): transmembrane transporter activity
Source: RefSeq, a predicted model, not a curated record